Molecule: messenger RNA, 988 nt
Organism: Suillus subalutaceus
Lineage: Eukaryota; Fungi; Basidiomycota; Agaricomycetes; Boletales; Suillaceae
Exons: 12
Biological process (GO): secondary metabolic process
Molecular function (GO): CoA-ligase activity
Source: RefSeq, a predicted model, not a curated record
AUGGCUGAACUCGUAUCGCCCUCAGGAAUCCUCCCUCGUAUACCCGACGACCUCACGCUUGCGCAGUUCGUAUUGGAUGCGGAGCAUGUCAGGAGGCCCGUUCGUAAGAAUGGUGCCUGGAUUAUUGAUGAUCAGAGUGGGAGAAAGAUUGGGCUUGAGGAGCUUAGAGCUCGGACGUAUGGUUUGGCUAAUGCGUUGAGUAUCCGCUAUAGCAUCCUGUUGAUCUACAGUCCAAAUCAUAUUGAUUAUCUUGUGGCUACUUGGGCGGCUCAUAGACUUGGUGCUGCCGUAUCCGGUGCCAACCCGCUAUUCACAGUUGACGAACUUGUGUAUCAAAUCAGUACAGUGAAAGCAGCCGUCAUCAUCACGCACCCGGAUUCGCUCAAGGUGGCCCUGUCGUCUGCACAUGCCGCUGGUGUAUCUGCGGAUCGCAUCAUUCUUUUUGACGUCGAGGAUGCGGAUACCGCGCAGAAAUUGACUGUGCAAGCUUUGGUUUCACAAGGUCUUGCGAGUGCUCCGAACUUCACAGAACGAAAACUUGCUCCUGGUGAAGGGAAAACUAAGGUGGCCUUUCUGAAUUUUUCCAGUGGGACAACUGGUCGCCCGAAGGCCGUUGCAAUACCCCACUACUCGCCGAUUGCAAAUGUCAUUCAGCUUGCUACGCACCACAAAGUUGGCGAGGAAUAUGCCGGACAACGAUUUAAACCUGGCGACGUAUGCUGUGCCGUGCUUCCUUUAUACCAUAUUUAUGGACUAGUGUUCAAUGCACAUUUUGCCCUUUUCUGCGGAAUGACGGUUGUCUUAACAGCAAAAUAUAACUUUCUGGACUUUUUGAAGAGUAUAACCAGGCACCACAUUACCCAUCUUAUGUUGGUCCCCCCACAACUUGUACAAUUAUGCAAGCAUCCAGCUGUCAAGAGUUGCGAUUUUAGUCAUGUCCGAUAUGUCACCUCGGGCGCUGCACCCUUGUCUCGUGAGGUAAUGGAGC